AUGAAGGCUACUCCGUUGCUCGUCUCAUGGCAUAACGACAAUGCCCCUAUCUAUUCGGUGCAUUAUGACCCCAAUGGAAAGGGCCGUCUAGCUACUGCUGGCAAUGACAACAACGUUCGACUUUGGAAGGUGGAAUCUAUCGGAGAUGACCGAAAAGUCACCUAUCUAAGUACCUUAUUAAAGCAUACACAGGCAGUCAAUGUGGUUCGGUUCAGCCCGAAAGGUGAGAUGCUGGCAUCCGCCGGAGACGAUGGAAAUGUCCUGCUGUGGGUACCGUCGGAGCUGCAGACACAACCCGGGUUGGGUGAGGACCGCUCGGAUGACAAGGAGACAUGGCGCGUGAAGCACAUGUGUCGCUCGUCCGGCGCCGAGAUCUACGACCUGGCAUGGUCCCCUGAUGGUGUUUUCAUCAUUACAGGCAGCAUGGACAACAUCGCCCGGAUCUAUAAUGCUCAAACUGGGCAAAUGGUUCGACAGAUUGCAGAGCAUUCACACUACGUCCAAGGUGUAGCCUGGGAUCCGCUGAAUGAAUUUGUUGCAACUCAGUCAUCCGACAGAUCGGUUCAUAUCUAUUCCUUGAAAACCAAGGAUGGCCAAUUCACAUUGACACCACAUGGGAAGAUUCUUAAGAUGGAUCUCCCAGCCAAGCGUAUCUCCUCCAGCAGCCCUGCGCCUCCAGAUGUGACUAGCCGACCCCAGCAACCCACCGCCAAUUCCCUUGCGAUUGCAUCGCCUGCUCCCUCAACCCCGGGAACCCCAAUGGCUUCUAAUCUUCCCAUGGAUCCUCCUCCAGUGUCGCAUAGCCGACGGUCUUCGUUCGGCUCGUCUCCUUCAAUCCGGCGCUCUGCGUCUCCUGCCCCGUCUCUACCAUUACCCGCUGUGAAACCAAUGGAGACCUCCUCUCCAAGCCUUGUCGGUGGCCUUGGGGGUCUCAGUGGUUUGGGAGUAAAGAACACCAGUAUUUAUGCGAACGAGACGUUCACAUCUUUCUUCAGACGACUCACAUUUGCCCCCGACGGAAGUCUGUUGUUCACUCCAGCUGGACAAUUCAAGACUUCCCAUGUCUCUGCUACGGAUUCUGCGAAGACAACGGACGAGAUCAUCAACACAGUCUACGUCUACACACGGGCAGGGUUCAACAAGCCCCCAAUAUCCCACCUUCCAGGACACAAGAAGCCCUCAGUUGCGGUCAGAUGCUCUCCAAUCUUCUACACCUUAAAGGAUGGUAUCCAGCCCGCCAAAAACCUCACCCUUGACACGUCUUCUGGCGAAGAUUUGUUCCCAAAUCUUCCAGACCCUGUGGUCACUGCUGGCCAAUCCUCGACUAGCCAGCUCCAGAUGGAUCCCCCAUCUUCAGUGCCGGCUGAACCAUCGAAACCUCAACCAUCUCCAAAGACCACUGGAGAAGACGCAGCGCAAAACUCGGCUCCGGUCUUUGCGCUUCCGUAUCGAAUCGUAUAUGCUGUUGCCACCCAAGAUGCCAUUUUGGUGUAUGACACGCAGCAACAAACACCCUUGACUGUUGUCAGUAAUUUGCAUUUCGCUACAUUCACCGACCUCUCAUGGUCUCAUGAUGGCCUGACACUGCUCAUGAGUUCUUCGGAUGGAUUCUGUUCUGCUCUUUCAUUUGCCCCCGGGGAGCUCGGACAGAUAUACACCGGUCCAGUAGGGCCAAAUUCGACAACUCAAAACAACACAGCAUCCACAAAUCCCACCCCUCUGCCUACCCCAACGCAUGCACCAUCCCCAGCUAAGCCACACGCACCGUCACAUACUGCAGUUGCCGCACCUCCAGCUAGCCCCGCACGGUCGAACUCGGCCAAUUCAAUCGCCACCCAGUCGUCGCAACCACCACCUACCGGUGUGGUGAACAACCCUACUCUGACUGUGGGCUCCGUCCCACUGGUGACGGCAACGAAUUCCGCACAACUCCCAACGCUCCCCUUAACAACCCCACCCCAAACGCCAUCAAGUACUCAAGGUGGUGCUGUUCCUAGUGGCAGUGUGUUGGGCAAGCGCGAUGCAAGGACUGCCAGCGAAUCUGAAAAGGAGGAUAAGGAUGCAUCACAAUCCUCAACACAGCCGCAGAAAAAGCGCCGAGUUGCUCCAACCCUCAUCUCGUCCGGUACAGAUUCACAGCCUGGGAAGCCUUGA
Penicillium nucicola is the source of this 2154-nucleotide messenger RNA. RefSeq lists its product as uncharacterized. Gene Ontology annotation, molecular function: protein binding. The record is from RefSeq and is a predicted model, not a curated record. Gene Ontology annotation, cellular component: nucleus; CAF-1 complex. The transcript has 6 exons. Bases 1 to 2154 code for a protein of 717 amino acids. NCBI's taxonomy places the organism in Eukaryota, Fungi, Ascomycota, Eurotiomycetes, Eurotiales, Aspergillaceae. Gene Ontology annotation, biological process: nucleosome assembly; DNA replication-dependent chromatin assembly.